Molecule: messenger RNA, 397 nt
Organism: Drosophila elegans
Lineage: Eukaryota; Metazoa; Arthropoda; Insecta; Diptera; Drosophilidae
Product: male-specific sperm protein Mst84Dc
Exons: 2
Coding region: 148-303 (51 amino acids)
Source: RefSeq, a predicted model, not a curated record
AAUCAUUUUUUUAAGUCUGUCAAACUGUGCGUACAGAUUAAAAGCCAAGACAAAUUCAGUCUUACACCGGCCUCUAACACGACAACAUACAAAUUUUUGUUAUUUACGUUUUUUGGACUUCAUUUACAAGAUUCUCACAACUUCGUCAUGUGUUGCGGACCUUGCUGUGGAACCUGUUACUACCCCUGCUGUAGUCCUUGCUUCAGUGGCCGCUGUUUCGGGCCGCGAUGCGGAUUUUAUAGUGGACCGUGUGGGCCUUGCUGCGGAGGCGGUUGCUGCAGUAGCUGCGGACCAUCAUGUUAACGUACCUAGAAUCUGGACAACUUAACAAAUGUAUUAUCGCGGCCCAUUAUACUUGAAAUGAAGAUCAAGUUCUAAUAAAGGUGUAUGACUUUUA